This is a messenger RNA of Daldinia vernicosa, 879 nucleotides long. RefSeq lists its product as uncharacterized. The coding region runs from base 1 to 879 and encodes 292 amino acids. The transcript is spliced from 3 exons. NCBI's taxonomy places the organism in Eukaryota, Fungi, Ascomycota, Sordariomycetes, Xylariales, Hypoxylaceae. The record is from RefSeq and is a predicted model, not a curated record.
AUGGCUCCCUCAGCAUUUUUCGGCCGUAGCAAAAACCGUACCGGACUCAUAUUCAUGGCCUCAUUUUUCUGUCUCAUGACGACAAUUAUUGUCCUUUCAAGAGUCUACGCGAGGCGACUGACUAGAGUCGGCCUUGGCGUCGACGACUGGCUAGCGCUGGUUGCAUUGCCUUUCGUCCUUGGACUAAAUGGGAUAUUUAUCGCCGGCGCCGUCGAGGGCGCCAUCACAGGCCAUUCACUUAUUAAUAGUGAUAACAAGUCUAUAACUUCGGACCUCGAGCACACGGCGCAGAAAUACAAGUAUGCCUUCCAGAUAACGGAGAAGCUCGCCUUUGGGUUAAUUAAGCUAUCACUUAUAUUUCUCUGGAAGCGGCUAUUUGGACCAGCGAAAUACUUUACCAGAAUCUGUUGGUUUAUGAUCGCCGUUACGAGCGGCUGGUCUUUGUCGUUUUUCUUUGCGACUAUUUUUGAGUGCGGUACCAAUUGGACAUGGAAUUGGGCACCUAUAGCCAUCUUCCUAAACCAGUGCGCCGGCACUCCAAUCAUGCUUUCCGUUUUCACUGGGAUGGAUCUCUUGACAGAUCUCAUCAUUAUGUUUAUGCCGGUCCCCCUUAUUUGGGGGCUUCGCAUGCCGAUUAAGAAGAAAAUGGGCGUAACGAGUAUACUUGUACUGGGACUAUUUACUAUUGGUACCGGUGCGGCUCGGAUGUACUUUUACAUCAUAUCCGCUUAUGAUGUGGAUGACAACCCAGACUUUCUUUCAAAUUUUACUCUAUUCAUUCUUUGGUCGGACAUCGAAGCUAAUGUCGCCAUAGUUAUAUGUUACAUGCCAACAUUAACUCCUGUCCUAAGAAGUUAUUAUAAUGGUCUCGCCUAUUAG